GUAAGUGCAUUCGAGGCUUGAAUGGACUGAACGCGCCAAACUUCAAAUAGUACCGUGUACCAGGACGAAUAGCCGGUCUACUGUAUGGUACGCAGUUUUUUUUCUAGUACGCGGAAAAAAUAAACAGUACAAAUGUAAAAAAACGUUGUGACCUAGUGACAAGUGCAGCGUGACAAAGUGCUUUUAUUUUAUUUUUCCUGUUAUAUCUUUUUAUUCAGUUGAAUUCGUUACGGUUACAGUGAUUUGGUUUGAUGUUUUGAUCUAGAAAAAAAGGUAUUUUUAGUAAGCAGUUCAGUUAAGGAACAUGUUGUUUUCGGGUGUUUGACAAUUAUUUGCGGUGUUAGACUUGUAACGGAACGUGCUAAAAGACCGAAGGUGAUGUUGAAUGGUUGUAAUAGUGCUGGUUAAGGACCCGAGAGGUCAGAAUUUGCCAAAUUUUCCAAAGAAAAAGGUCACGUACAGUUCGAGAAUUUUUAUCAAGCCUUGUUUUUGUUCUUCUCAGGUCGAGACUGGUGAUACGUUUGCCACAACCAAAGAGGAAGAAUGGAUAAGCAAAAAGAAAACUGAAGUUUUGAACACCAAGCAAAUCGAAACUAGAGUUAAGCGUCAAGUUGUUUUAGAAGAUGGCAAAGUCGUUGAAGACUCUGGACCUAUGGUCACCACAAACACCACGGAAGAUACAGAAACACAAGAACAUCAUCAAACGGAGUUACGAAAGCUUGGAGAUGAUGAGGUUGAUGGUGGUCCAUCGGCAAUCGAAGGUCCCGAAGCAGACAAGUCCAAAUGGGUGGCAGUACCGAAUUCGGACGGAGUUGUUAGAGAAGUUAAGGAACGCAGAGUUGUGUCUAGAGAGGAGACAGAAGAAGUUAAAGAGACGGAAGACGUGCAGCACCUGGGUGACAUCACCGAUGAGGAGUUCCUAGCAGCUGUUCGUACCGGUAAAAAUGACUUAAGAUCUGUUUUAAGAUCAUCGGAAGCUGGCAGAGCUGUAGUAUCUACAGGACCUAGAGUUAUUAGAGAUACGAGUAAAAGUAAAAAAGUUACCGAUACCGAAGACACGCGUGAACUGAGUUCCGUACUGCCUGACGGUAAAAUAGUUACAGAAACCCAACGUACCACUGAACACGAAGAAGUAGAUGAUGAUGAACUGCCACUGGAUGCUCCAGAGAGCGAUUUCCACAAAGAAAGCUCACAAAGAUACCUAAAAACUAGAGAACAAGAAGACGUGGACUACCUAGCGAAUGGUAAAAACGUAGGCCAUGAAAUGAGGUACAAAACGGAAACAAUGGAAGUAGACAAACGUGGUGAUGACGACACCGACCUAUUUGAGUCUCUAUCGGCUAGAGCUAGAAGGAGACUCAAUAAUAACAAACAACCUCACAGAUACAGAGGUCUAGAAAACGGUCAACCAAGUCCUCUCGAUCGAAAGGACGCACUGACCAGACGCCCACUUGAUUUUGACGCUGAAGAAGAAACCAGAAAGGUAGAAACGUCAAAAUGGUUAGAGCAUCACUUCGGGUCAGAGUCCAGAUCAUCAAACUCCACGCUAGACGACGAGGAACAUCCGCCAAAAACCAGUUUUUUUAACGUUACUAUCAAAAGUCAGCCAGUCAGAAACGAUAAUUUGCAAAGGAGUUACGUGACAACGGUGCACAGUCCACAACCGAGAGUUUAUAGUCCUGUGCCGUCGGAAAAGGAAAGAAACCAUCAUCAGUCUGGAUAUUACAAAGGUAUUUCAGAUUGGUCAGAACGACGUCAAGAGCACCAAUACAUCCAGAGGCAGUCUCCGAGUUUUUAUCAUCAGUCCCCAUCGCAUCAUUCCUCUUCGCCAUAUCACCCAGAUAGGCCUAAUAGAUCUCCAAUACCUGAUUAUGUACGUGCACACCAAUCUCCUACUCCUGAUUAUCGUCACCAACACUCUCCAGUGCCAGAUUAUAGAAAUGGGCAGAGAUCACCCAGUCCAGAUUAUGGAAGGCCCAUUAAAGUAUCACCGUCGCCAAUAAGGGAUCUGGAUGACUCUCCAACACCACCCCAGCGAAAAAGGGCAUCAGAAAAAAGAAGUAAAUACAUAGAAAGAGACGAAAGGUCGAGAUAUGAUAGUGGUUACAGAUCAUCCGGACGUAUGGAUGAUUUAAGAGACGAUCGAUUAGAUAGAGUGGAGGAACCUCCACCUGAUUAUUCGCCUCCAAGUCCAAUUCCGGCUCCAAAAGAAGAUAAAAAGCAUUAUCAGAAAACUAGGUUUGCAUCUGAUACUCCUCAGCAGAAGACGAAAAGCGGAAAUAUUAUUGGCCAGUCCAUUCGCAAGCUCGUGAACAAGAUCCGAUCCGCAAGCAGCGAACGCAAAGCCAAGAGCCAAAGGGCCAAGAGAUCGCCCAGCCCUUCGUACCAGGCUGGUCACGUGAUCGACAACAAUAUCAGCCACUCGAUGGACCGACAACCAGUGCAAAGAUAUUAUCUUGGUGAAGAUCCAUUCGGUGGCAGCAUAUACGGCAGGGAAAACAAAUACGAUGGAGUUAAGCCAGCAAGGACUUCCAGGAGAUCCAGAGAAGAUGAAAGGGACGGAAGAUCGCAGAGUACUCUCGGAAGAUUUAGUAAGUCGACGGGGAGGUUGGCGAGUAGUACCAGUGAGGAGAAGAGGAACUCGCAGACGUUGCCGAGGCAUUUGAACAAGUACGAGCCUCCUACCAGAUUGAACGGGAACAAUCGGUCCAAUAGUACCAUAAAUGUGUCUAUUAUAAAUACGGUGGCGUCUCCUAGAUUUGUGAACGACGGUCCAGCAAAACCCGCCCGAACCUACAAGUCGAAUUUGGCGCGCAGCAAAAGCCUUAUAGUUCAAGGCGACUCUGACUCACCAUUGAAGAAACCAAAUAUGUACACGUCCAAUUCCAACGUGCACAAGCUCAAUGAAAACCCGAGCGGACUUAAGAGUCCCGGACUCAUAUCAAGCCUAAACAGAAGCCAAAAGGAUAUCACCGAUGACGUCUACACAUCACGUUUCCAUAGAAACGGCAAUGGUGUGGACAACGGUUUCAGAAGUUCACCAGAAAACAACUACAGCAGAUCCUUUGGUGACAGAUCCGAAAAGAAGGUGUUUUUAUCCGGUCUAAAGGCACGAUCUCCUGAAUUAUUUAGAACGUUAAACGAGACAGAUGAUGAUUGGAGACCCAGUAAUAAUUACACUAGCACACCUAUUGGUAAAAGCUCACCUAGGAACUAUAAUGGAGAUAUAUACGAGCCACCUACCAGAUUAAAGGAUACCCAUAUCAUAUCCACUUCUUCCCCAACUCACUCUGUUCUUCGACGUGGAAGCACCUCUAGCACUGACUUCUCCGAAACUUACCACACCACUACAAGGAACAAUGACCCUGUAAGACCCAGUGUGACGAACACAGUCAAAACCAUCAGCAAAAAGACUAUUCCCGGUAGAGAUGGCAGAGCAAUGGAGACCAUCGAGUCCAGCGAGACCAAAAGCAUCACCAAGAGUCAUUACAGGAGUAACAGGGCUGAGCCACCUCCCAGCAUGAAGUACUAUGAGAGUGAAAGAAGAUACGAUUCUAGUUCAAAGCCUGUAGUGAUCGAAGUCAGAAGAGAUUAUCACAAAUAGACUUAUUUCGUUGUAUAUAAACAGUUAAAACAGUCAGUAGAUAGUGUAUUUUGCGAAGUAAAUACUGUUUUAAAUGUGCCAUUGAGUUCGAGGAAUAAACAGUAACAUUUUCAAGAUUUAUCUAGUCCAGUAUGUUCAACAUAUGUAUUAAAUAAAUGCUAAACACAUUUUAUGUUAUUUUGUGUUAAUAAAAUUAUGAAAAAAUAAAUAUAACAUUGAAAAUGUUACCUCUCAUCUAUACAAACGUUUAUUUAUUUUCUUUCUUCUGUUAAGUACUUGCCAGUUAUUAAUAUACUAAUAAAACCCUCUUUAAGUGUUGUCUAUAUACUGAAUAAACGCUUUCUAUAAUAGACAAUAAAACUGAUUAUGUUUUAAUCUAGGAUAAGUAGCAUUAAUUUAAGUCGAACUUUAGGCUAACUUUUUGUAGCUAUAUGUUUGAGAUAAGAAAGUUUAAUGUUAAUAGGAGAUCUGAUUUUAACAAACGUAAUGUAGUGCUCAAUUUUCUCUUUUUUUAUGUGUACAGAAAAAUAUACUAAAACAAUGAUUUUUGUAAUAAAGACUUUUUAACAGCGAA
Messenger RNA from Sitophilus oryzae (rice weevil), 4178 nucleotides. Its product is annotated as serine/arginine repetitive matrix protein 1. The record is from RefSeq and is a predicted model, not a curated record. The transcript is spliced from 17 exons. NCBI's taxonomy places the organism in Eukaryota, Metazoa, Arthropoda, Insecta, Coleoptera, Curculionidae. The coding region runs from base 386 to 3604 and encodes 1072 amino acids.